Hippocampus zosterae (dwarf seahorse) is the source of this 1702-nucleotide messenger RNA. Its product is annotated as twist-related protein-like. Bases 249 to 878 code for a protein of 209 amino acids. The transcript is spliced from 3 exons. The record is from RefSeq and is a predicted model, not a curated record. Gene Ontology annotation, biological process: regulation of transcription by RNA polymerase II; developmental process. Lineage: Eukaryota; Metazoa; Chordata; Actinopteri; Syngnathiformes; Syngnathidae. Gene Ontology annotation, molecular function: protein dimerization activity; DNA-binding transcription factor activity, RNA polymerase II-specific; RNA polymerase II transcription regulatory region sequence-specific DNA binding.
CCGAUUCAAGUUUCUGUUCUGAAUCACAUGCAGCUCGAGGAGCAGCGGGACAUGAUGACCAAUGUGGUGAUUACUGGCUGCCUCGCAGUUGUGUGGAUGAAGAAGCAUGGCGGUAAAGCCUAGUUGAAGGCUGGAGUUUUCUCCCUUUUGUGACGAAGACGACUCAGCAGUUCCUGAAGAUCGAUCUGAGAAGAAUAGACGAAAGCAACAGGACUUGGAACCAUCCCAAAAGGAAGGAACCGUUAAGUAUGAGAGACGAGGAACAGACCAGCGCAGAUCAUCCGGUGGGUGCGGAGUUUUCCAGUGAGGAGAACAUCGGAAAACCACCUUCAAACGCCUGUCCAGUCCUCGUAGCAACACCUGGAUUCCGCAGGCGGAAACGCCACAGAGGUUCACCCGAGACGGGCGACGCCACCACAGUCACAUCAAUCGACGACAAGCUCGGAGACGACGUCCGGAUCGAUUCUCCGAAUGGACUGAAAAAGCUCAAAAGGAGUCCUGAACAUUUGCCUUCUUCUUCAGGGCCGUCCCUUUCUCCGAUUUCUGGUCCAAGUCCUGGAGGGUUGUCGCCCCUCGAGGAUCCACAUGGCCAGCGCGUGAUCGCCAACAUCCGAGAGCGCCAGCGGACGCAAUCCCUGAACGAAGCCUUCGCAUCGUUACGUAAAAUAAUCCCAACGCUCCCUUCGGACAAACUGAGCAAAAUUCAGACCCUGAAACUGGCGUCCCGCUACAUCGACUUCCUGUGCCAGGUUCUGCAGAGCGACGAGAUCGAUUCAAAGCUGAGCGGCUGUAACUACCUGGCCCACGAGAGGCUAAGUUAUGCUUUUUCUGUCUGGAGGAUGGAGGGGGCCUGGUCCACCAUGUCUGCCAGUCACUAGCCUCGUCUUUAACAAAACUAUGUUCUCACUUGAUUGAGAAUGAGUCGCCCGUUUUGACGCACGAGUCUCAGGUUACAUCGUUGGUUUGGCUCACUGAUGAGGCAAAAACUGUGACUCUUAAGGAGAACAUUUCCUUGGAACAUCUGGCUUUCAAAGCUACAAACUCAUUUGUUCGUUUUUCAGCCAGUGAGUCGUCUCUCGGGGACUUUUGCUUUUGUUGUUGCCUUGAAACGAGGAUCUCAAAUUCCAAUCUUUCUGAGAACGUGACCACGUAUUUUUUAAACAAGGUCAACCUCGAAAUAAUGUCUCCUCAUGACUAACCCUGAGCACCGAACUGAAGUUGCCUCCCAUAUUCUACAUCUUCAGCAUCAUCCUGAGCAUCACAACAAUCGCCACCAACAUCCACGUAGUUGAUCCUGUUCAGAGUUCCCGAAUGACUUGGGCUGAAGCCCGGACUGCUCACCUGUCAGUCAGACAGGCAAAGACAUGCAACUAAACUGCUCACAAAAGGAAUCGUUUGUUGCCGCACCACGUCUACCAUGCUUGUCAUGUGGACUUCGGAUUGCCAAUUUCAAGGAUGAGGUGACUGGCUGAUUAUUAUCGCAAACAUGGACCCUACAAAAAACUGGAGAACGUGCAGCUAAAUCUAGAUUUCCAACCCUUUCAGGGACAGCGGUUAGUAUAGUGGACAGCUUCGCGUGUUAUCGGGUUACAGGGUGCAUGAAAGGGUUAACGAGAAAUUUUGCUUCAUGCUGGCACAUCAGCACGUACUGGACGGAAUUCAAAAUCCAAGUGUCCUGACAAUAAAGUUGAUCUAAAAAUGU